This is a messenger RNA of Petromyzon marinus (sea lamprey), 2632 nucleotides long. The record is from RefSeq and is a predicted model, not a curated record. Lineage: Eukaryota; Metazoa; Chordata; Hyperoartia; Petromyzontiformes; Petromyzontidae.
AUGACGGAGUAUGGUCAAACGCUGCAGUGCAGCCUGACUGCGGUGCGACCCCGCUCCGGCGGGUGGGGCGAUGACGUGCUGCAGCUGCGGGUGUCUUUGCUGAACCAGACGUGCGUGCUUAGGGUGGAGGAGUACGACGAGCCCACCAGGACGUACAUGGUGGACCUGGACAUGCCCAUCACCGGCCGCUCACUACGCGAGUCUUUGCUGGAGGAAGGGAUCUGCGUUGCAGAAUCCGUCACCAACUGCAGCGCGGCUCCCUCGGCCCCUCUCGAGGGAAUCGGCCCAGGCCAGGAUGCUGGCCCCACUGCCGACGCCGGGGCUGUUGGUGAGGACGAGGAGGCGAGUGGGGUUGGUGCCGGCGUUAGCUCCGGCAUGGAGCUAGAAAGGGGAGUGGCCGAGAGACUUCCUUGCGUGGGAGAGUCCUUCAACGUUGUGGUCGGAGACCUUGUCAAUCCGGGCCUCUUCUACUGCCAGCGCACGGAGUUUGCCGAAGAGCUGGUCAAGGUGAUGGCGAUGGUCGCGUGCCUCGGUUCCGAGCCGGAGCCUCCCAGGGUAUCGCCGUGUGUCGGACAAGUCGUCUCGGCGCAGUACUCGGGGGAUAACGUGUGGUACCGAGCCAUGAUCCUGGACGUGCCAAGCGAGGACACGGUGAAAGUGUGCUACAUGGACUUUGGCAACUGCGAGAGCCUAAAGGUGUCCCGCCUGCGGGCCAUCCCACAUGCGCUGCUCAAGUUGCCCGCCCAAGCCCUGCGGUGCUGCCUGUCAGGGGUCCGGCCGGUGUGCGAUGCGUGGAGCGUGGAGUCGACGGGGCUACUGGCAGGGCUGGUGAGCGGCGAGAUCCUGCGCGCCCGCGUGGUGGCGCGCGACGCGCACACGUCGACGCUCGAGGUGAAACUCGGGCCCGCGGAGGACCCGGAGUGCGACUUCUCCGAGUUGCUCGUGAAGCACGGAGUGGCUGCGCCCACAUCGCCCGCGCCCGACGAAAUUUCGCCGCCUCCGUCUACUGCUCAUUUCGCCAGCUCCCCCACCUUUGCAGGCAGCAUGGAGUUUCCUGUAGGGGCCCAGUUCUCCGUCAUGGUCACUGAUGUACAGCACCCUGGUCACUUCUAUUGCAUCCGGCUUGUCGACAACGAAAUCCAGGCUCUCCAGGAGGUGCUGGUGGAGGUGGCCUCAUAUUGCGACCGCACGAAGCCACAGCCAGACUUCCAUCCCAAGCCGGGGCAGCUGUGCUGCGCGCGCUACAGCAGUAAGCGCCGCUGCCUCACACUCUUCACCACUCGCACUUUAACUCAAACAGCUGACUGGAUCAAUCACUCGAUUGCUCAAAAAAAUCUGAGCGACUGCUCGCUCGCUCGCCGCAAACGCAACGGGAGCUGGUACCGCGCACGCGUGCUGGCCUGCGUCGGGGAGCUCGUGCGCGUCGAGUACCCCGACUUUGGCAACAGCGAGGAGGUGGGCGUGCAGGACCUGAGGCCCCUCGACGGGGACGGCCACCUGCUGCGCUGCCCCUUCAUGGCCUUCCGCUGCAGCCUGGCGGGCGUGCUGCCCGUCGACUCUGACUCUUGGUCGCCGGAGUCCACGGAGGCGCUGCUCAACCUCGUGUCCGACCGGUGCCUGCGUGCCACUGUGAUGGCGCCGCGGUGCGGAGACUCGGUCCCCGUGGACCUGCAGGACACUCCGGCGGCGCAGCAGGAGAACUCGAGCCAGGCGGCGCCCGACGCUUACAGGUCCGUGGCGCACCAGCUGGCGCUCGUGGGCCUAGCCACGCUGGCGGUCGGGCCUGGCGACGUGCCGGAGGAUCGAGAGUCCACGGUCCGGGUGUGCGGCGUCCGGUGCGGGUCGAACUCCGUCAGCGAUGGCAGCUCGGUCGAGACCAUCACGACGCUGGACGAUCGUCUCCCCGGCGUUCCGCCCACCGAUGCGUGCGACCGGCAACUACCCGGCGCCGUCGCUGAAGGUGCGGCGGUGGCGCUGGCUUUGGGUGAAUGGAAGUCGAGAGGUGCGGACGAUCCCUCGGUUGAAGCCCCUGUCGUCCCUGAGGAAUUUGUCGUUAAUGACCCGCCGACCCUACUUCAAGGGGUCCUGUCCGAGAUUCUCACCGAGGUGACGGAGGCCGUGAAUAUGUUGGAGCUGCUGGUGGAAGCGAAGAGGAAACUUGAACGCGUUGUCAAGCUCAUCCAGCGAGCCUUGGAUGAGGAGGCCCAUGAGUAGUGAUUGUUGUCGAUCGUUAACAGUUAACAUUUUGUUUGUGCCCGUGUUUUUGAACUUGUUGCAGAGAGUUAUUCUGCGAACUUAACAAUGGCACUUGAAAUACGAGAUGAUAUUCCAAGGAUGAGACAUGGGUUGCCUUGUGCGAGACUUCAAAUAAAAUGGGCCUUAUGUCACUGUUAAAACAUAUGAUGGGAACAAAUUAUUAUUUGGUGACUAUUCUUACCAAAGCAGGAUUCGGCAAAUGAGUUUGUGUGCAAGUGUUUAACAUCCCAGUUAUUGUUUCCUCUCGCCCGAAAGUUGAAGGACCAUUCCAACAACGCGGCAGAUGGUCAAGGCGACACGUGUAAGCGGUUUCGUCAAAGAUUAGAAUCUUAAAUUUUUAUUUAAAGCUUUCGUGACUGCAGUGAUUCAUAUUCUU